Messenger RNA from Aspergillus wentii DTO 134E9, 444 nucleotides. RefSeq lists its product as uncharacterized. The record is from RefSeq and is a predicted model, not a curated record. NCBI's taxonomy places the organism in Eukaryota, Fungi, Ascomycota, Eurotiomycetes, Eurotiales, Aspergillaceae. The transcript has 2 exons. Bases 1 to 444 code for a protein of 147 amino acids.
AUGGCACCUUCGGAAUACGGCAUUCGCCUGCAGAAAGGCAUUACUGGAGGCUUUGCACCACCAACUCCCACGGCAAUUUACCAGCUUUAUAAGGAAUCUGAAGGCUCCAGCAUCAAAGUUUCCAAAAGUGAAAGAGAAGAUGGGACGCCGUCUUUGGGGGCUGCUCUUGAAAAAUCACUCGACGCAUCGGACGAGGCUUUGGACCUGGUGGAUGAGCUGUACAAUAUUCUCAAAGAACUACCAAUUGAACAGCCAGCGGGGUCGGAGGAUAUAUACGGACACGAUACCUCCAUUGCCUGGUUUGACAAUGACUUUCAAUGGCUGAAUGGCAGCCAUAGUGGAGUACAGGGUGGUUCGAGUUAUGUUCAGGCAUCGGCGGACCAGAAGAAGCUUUUUGAGAGGGCUAUCGAGAUUGUUCAAUCCUUGGUUGAUAUGGCAGAGUAA